This is a messenger RNA of Enterobius vermicularis (human pinworm), 888 nucleotides long. The record is from the annotation of a GenBank genome assembly. NCBI's taxonomy places the organism in Eukaryota, Metazoa, Nematoda, Chromadorea, Rhabditida, Oxyuridae.
AUGCCGUCAUUAAUCGGAUUCGUUGGCAGUAAUGUUUAUCGUUUUCACCGAAAGCUGAACAACGAAACGUCGUUGCUGACACAUAAAGCAAAAAAACGUUUAUCGGUGGAAAAAAAGGAAGUGAUAUUGCCAGAUAAUAUUUGGUCAAGUAUUUUUGAAUAUUGUUCACCGUUUGAUCUGUAUUCAUGGAGACGAGUCAGUAAAAAUUUCAAACGUUUAAUUGAUCCAAAAUUUAAUAAUAUUCUCUAUUUGGAUGUAUAUCGGGCCGAUAUAGCUGUAGUUGAAGAAACUGCCGAACAAACUGGAGAAUUGUUUUAUCGUCAUCCUAAUGCACAAAUUCUGUUGUACAUUGAUGUCCACUGUUCUACGCUAAUUGUGCACCAACGAUGGACGUCCAAAGAUGUUAAUCGACUAUUUUCGGCAAUCAAAGUUUUUGCAAAAACUGUUCAGACAGUUGUGGUUGACGUAUCAAUCAUGGAGUUAAUCGCCGCCGGGCUUUCUAGUAUGGAUCUUAAUCGAUGGUAUACAUUCCAGUGUUAUUUACAAACCUUUGAUGGCGGUUAUGAGGAAGAUUCGGUACACAUUCAGUGUAUUCCUAGUCAAACAACUAGCCAGUUUUUUCCAAAGCUGAAAGAGUUCUCACUUCGUAUAUCUGAAAAAGACUAUGCGGGUUUGACGCGAAUGUUAGAUUAUCAGGUUACUAAAGAAGCACUAUUCUCCUUAAGUGCUAUACAACUGUUUCGUGUUAUUUUACGCCCAAUUCCGAAUUAUAACGAAAAAUGCGUUUCUAAACGACGCCUUUCAAAACAUCUAAAAAAUUUCAAGAAUUGGAUUGAUGUCGAAAGUCUUCGUGAACGAUACUGCCAGCAGUACACAGCAUGGAGCUGA